GGUCUUGGCCAAGUACAUACGCGUGUUCGGCAAACUGCUCCGGUUGUGACCAAGGAAGGAGGAGGAGAGAAGAAGACGGUGACGAUGCAGUUUCUGUUGCCGGAGAUGUACAAGAAGGCGGAGGAUGCACCGCGUCCGACGGAUGAGAGAGUAGUGAUUAAGGCGGCAGGAGGGAGAAAUUACGGUGUGGUUAUGUUCAGUCAUAUGGUGUUGUUUAUUUGGAUACAGUUGGGAAAAAAUCAUGGAAGUUGUUGAGAUCAAGCAACCAUCUGGUUGAAGAAAAUAAAAAUCCACUGAGUUUUUAAACGUUGGUAACCAAAUGUUUGUUCUUUUCAAAAAUCUUCUCCAUAUAUUACGUUCAUUAGUUACUAAACAGAUUUUGUUACCUAGAUUCUCUGAAUAUCAAUGAUUUUAUAUUUUUAAAUCGUUUGUUUCUUAUCUCGUAGAUAUCAAGAAGUUUCUCUAUAUAAACUGUUUACAGCAACUAGCGUAAAGAAAAAUCACUCUGCAAACUGAAGUAAGUUGUUUUGUGUAUCUUAAUGGACAAAAACAAUUCAAUAUUCAUAUGUUGUUUUUUUAAGACUUACACAUCACUUUCGUUAAUAUUUUGCAGGUGUCUUACUAUUAGCAAGUAUCUGACUGUUCCGUACGAUCGCCCUAUCGCCAUUAUGGAUAACAUAAAUUUGACGGAAGAUUCACAACAAGAAAAGACGAAAGGUGCAUAUGAAUUUUGGAACAUUCGAGAAACGACAGUGUUGAUUCGACUUCUCGUUGACGGUAUUAAUCAAGGGUGGCGCGACAAAAAUGGGAGCAUGAGCAAAAUGACUGUGGAAAAAAAGAUUCUACCGAUUUUGAAUGCCACAGUUGGCUGCCAAAAAACUCAUAAGCAUUAUUUAAGUAAAAUGAAGAGUUUAAAGAAGCUCUAUAAUAGUAUGCAAGACCUUAUCCGAUUCAGUUCUGGAUUUGGAUGGGAUCCCAUAUCUAAAAAGUUUACAGCUCCUAACCACGUGUGGGAUGAUUACGAAAAGGCACAUCCAACUAAGAAGAGUCUGCGAGACGAAACUUUGGAAGAUUAUGAAGACUUACAGCUAAUAUUUGAGCAAGGAUUAGCUACCGGAAAAAAUGCUAUUGGUUUAGGGGACGAUACCGAUGCACCAACUUUUGGAGCUAAAGAUGAUGAGCCGUUUGAAUUAGAUCCUAGAUCUUUUGGAUAUGCUGAGAAAGAAGGAUCUCAAGCAUCAGGGUUUUUGAAUUCAACUUUGCCAAGAAGCAGAAAAGGCCCAUCAGAGAAGCAACCCCUUAAAAAGAGAGCUAAAGGUGUCGAAGGUGGAGAAUCCAGUAACUCAAACAUGGAUGGUAGCCAUAUGGAGAAGUCUUUUAAAGAAAUGAUUGAGAUAAGCAAUCAGGUUGUUAGUUUGAUUCAACAAAGAGAAGAAAGACAACAAAGAGAAGCCAACUUGAGAGAAGUGGAGAAAAACAAGAAUAAUAUCUGGGAAGCAAUCAAAGAAAUUUCUGGCUUGGAGGAAGAUGUUCAGUAUGAUACUUUGAACGAGCUUCACAAGUGGGGGAUGAAAGACGUGUUCAUCAACAUGUCUGUUGAAGAACGUAUGGGGUGGAUACGAAGGAACGUUAAAUGAUGCUUUGUUUUCUAAAUUGCUUAGUUUCUAAUGUUUUUUCUUUCAAUAAUAGCAUGUUUCUUGAUUUAAUUAUAAUAAAAUUUAUUUUUAUUGCAGUUUAAGAAUUGAAUAAAAUUUGAUAGCACUAACAUUAUCUUUGUCAAUAUAUUUUAAUAUAUUAUUCCAUAUAUUUUAAUAAUAUUAGUAUCACUAGUUGUUUGAGAUAAUUAUAUUAGUCCAUAAAUUUUAAAAUAUU
Messenger RNA from Brassica napus (rape), 1872 nucleotides. RefSeq lists its product as uncharacterized. The transcript has 3 exons. Bases 540 to 1637 code for a protein of 365 amino acids. NCBI's taxonomy places the organism in Eukaryota, Viridiplantae, Streptophyta, Magnoliopsida, Brassicales, Brassicaceae. The record is from RefSeq and is a predicted model, not a curated record.